ACCUUUGAUUAGGCAGUGUACACCGUUGUUGCUUUUGGCAUACGUGAAAAUUAGAAUGAAUCUUUAAAAGUAGCUGUAUAACCUAAUCAAGCUUGCUCUACUCAUUAAAAAGCAGGGAGUUCUAGCUUUGAAUUGUAUUAAAAUGAAGGUAAUAUACGCUGGUUACACCAAAACCGGUACCAAAUCCAUGACGGCCGUGUUUCAUGAGUUUGGAUACAAGACAUAUGACUGGCUUGAGAACUCGUGGUAUCUUGGUAAAGAUUGGGAGAGAAUAAUCAAAGAAGGAGGAACGGUGGAAGAUUUUAGGAGAAUGUACAAAGGUGUGGACGCUGUGGUUGAUGUACCGUGCUAUAUUUACUGGGAGCAAAUUUCGGAAGCUUUUCCUGAAGCUAAGAUUAUCAUUACUAUACGAGAUGACGAAUCGUGGAUACGCGCCUUGAGAAAACAACUUUAUUCGAUGGUAACGGAUUACGUCUACAUAUCAAUGCAGUUACUUUCCUAUUCUGGAUGGCAGCAUUUCAAGUUUUACCGAGUAUGCGGUUUAGCUGCUUUCGGAUCAGUCCCAGUCAACUGGCCUUGGAAUCUUAAGUUCAAUGAGAUGACUUUUAAAAGGCUCUACAGGACUCAUAACUGCUACGUACUGCAGAACGCGCCGAAAGAUAAGUUGUUGGUGUUGAAUUUUAAAGACGGCUGGGGACCAAUCUGUGAAUUCCUGGGAGAGAAAGUACCAGACAAGCCCUUCCCACACGCCAAUAUAGGGGCAUCCAUUAUACAGGAAUACAUGGAAAAUCAUCCAAUUAUGAAGCGAAUGAUGCGAGAAGCGAUGUUUACUUUCGGUGUUCUUACUCUCAUUGGGGCGUAUGGUGGGUACAAGGUUUACCAAAACCCAGCAAGUAUAAGAGGUUGGAUCAACGCAGCAAUGACAAGGUUCAAGUUUUGGUGACUUGUUUAUCACAUCAACUCACCUACAAAUUGCAUGCUGUUUUAUUGGCACAUACUGCACAACCAUUCACACAUAACAUAAUAGGUAAAUUAGAUACACGCGUUCUUUCUUAUUAUUACGCAGAAAAUUAUAAUUUGCUGUAUUGCACCGUGUGUGUUUUAGUUGCACCCGUUCCAGGACGGUGAUUUCAGCGUAUGUGUCAAUUAUGAUGAAGUCGCGUGAUUUGCUUAAUGGUGUAUGGCGCUUUUUCUACGCUUGUUUUAAGCGCUUACCGUUAGUUCUUAGCUUGCUUUGUUAAUGUGUUGUUGUGUUUGUGGUCAGUUGUCUGUUGUAAGCUUCAGUUUUAUAGUAUUAUACUAUGCUUAUUUUUGCCAUAUGCUAUUGAACAUGCAUGUGUUAUGCAGAAAACCUAUAAUGAAGCUAGUCAAGUACAUCUGUGUGUUGUGAGUUCCACGCGAUUAACUGGAACCGUGUUAUUUGCGUCGAGCAUA
This is a messenger RNA of Ciona intestinalis (vase tunicate), 1434 nucleotides long. The record is from RefSeq and is a predicted model, not a curated record. NCBI's taxonomy places the organism in Eukaryota, Metazoa, Chordata, Ascidiacea, Phlebobranchia, Cionidae.